AUGAAUUUGCAAAAUCAAACAGCGGUUCAAUCAGAGUCUUUUGACGCGUCCAAUAUUAACAAUAUAAAAGCUUCAAAUGUAUUCGUAUCUCCACAUUUCAGGACAAGGGCAAAUGCAGCUCGCUUGUCAUUCAAAGAAUUUCAAAAGAAAGCAGUUGAUAAUCCACCAAAUUUAUCCGUUGCCCAAAAUCCUAUCCUUUGUGAUUCACACACUCCAACUUUUGCAAAUUUAUUUUUCAAGAAAUUUGGAAACAUAUCAAAGGAAAUUACAAAUGAGUCAACUACACUUAGUGAAGAAAGGAUUCUAGAAAAUGAAAAUUUAAAAAAGGUUACCUUAAAUAAAGCAAAGUCCUUAUAUAAUGAAAAAACAGCGGAACCUCUUAAUCAGGAGCCUUCAAUUCAAGAAAAGACUUCAGAUAAAGAAACUUGCGCUGAUUCUAAUAAUACCUCACUUCAAUCUCCAGAGCUGUCCUCACAGCGAACAUCAUCUCUAACCGAGAAUAAAAUUUCGGCUCACGGUUUACAUUCUGACACUUACUUGGAUCAGAAAACAACUUCAUCCUUAUCAAAUAAUGGUUACUUUCAAACGGAUAAUAAUGAUGAGGUACUAAUAGAAGAAGAUACGAUUGAGAUAUCCAAAGAAAACGACAAAGUUAACGUUGAAGGAUCACUUUCCUUUAAUAAAAAUAAUUCCGAUCAUUUUCUUAUUUCUCAAACUCCUUCACGUUGUAACUCUGAAUUAAAGGAUAAUUUAAAUGAUGAUAAUGAGUUAAAUCUAUUAAUUGAAACCAUUCAAAGAUGGAAAGAUGAAGUGGUUAGAAGGGACUGCCUUAUUGGAGAUUUGCGUAAUGAAAUUGCCACGCUUCGCGAUAUUUUAGAACGUAAAAAAAAAUCUUUAUUUAAUUAUCGCGAACGUAUGCUUCUUGUGGAGUCGAUGAUUAAACAGCAACAAAUUUAUACCGAACGUAAUCGAGAACGAAUCAAUAAUAUCAAGUUAAAAUAUUCAUUGUUUAGUAACUUACUCUAUAAUAUGGGCAAUAAUAUGAAGGAAAUAUGUAAUCAUAAAGAAAGAAUGGAAGAAGAGUUUGAAUCAAUGAGAUCAGAAUUUAGUAAGCUUACUACUAAAUACAAGUCAACCUUAGAUAAUAAUGCUGCAAUGACUCAAGCACAACGAGAUCAACUAGUACAAAUUACUGAAUUCAGCUCAAAACUUAUUGAAGCAAAUGCACAGCUCACGGACAUUAGAACUCGGUUACUUCAAGAAAUACAAGAGACAGAUAGUAAAUCCUCAAAUUAUUCAUCCGAACUUGAUGGUAUUUUAAACCAAUUAUUAAGUGAGGUUGAGAAUAAAGAAUUUAAAGAUAAUCGAAAUUUGAUAAAAGAAGACGAAGAAAAAAUUGCUCCUCUGUCAAUCAAUAAAAUUGAACGGAAAAUCGAGUCUAUUCGAUCUCAAGUUACUCAAUUGAAGUUCAUGAUUAAGGAGAAAGAUGAACGUAUAGCUCAGUUAGAUGUAGCUGAAAAGGAAAGGGAUGACCUUAAAGUAGAAAUUAUUCAAACAAAGGAAUUAAUGAAAACGGAUCGCGAUUCACUCAAGCAAGAAAUAGAAAUCAUGCGUGCUAAACACGAAACUGAUCUUAAGCGAGUUGAAUCAGAAUUUUGUAGGGACCGUUAUAAAUUACAGAAUGAUUUUCACAAAGAACGUUCUCAGAUUGAGGCUGAAUGGCGCGAAGAACGCCUUCGAUUAGAAUCAGAACGUCAUGAAGAACGUAAUCAUCGUUUACGUUUAGAAGACGAAUAUCGGAAUGAAAGGUCAGAACGGUUUAGGAUUGAAACCGAAUUAAGAAGCUCUGAACGAAAAGUAGAUGAAAUGUCCAAGACGUGCGAUAAAGAUAAUUUAAGGAUUGUACAAUUAGAAUCCCAAUUAAUUAAAAUGGAUUGUUGUCAACCAGAUAGUUCAACUGUCGCUGUCGGAACUGCUGAUAUACAAGAUUUAGAUCUUCAAAUUCAACAUAAUAAGAUUAUUUCCGAACUUAAUAAAAACAACCUUGAUAAUAAAAGGAAGAUCGAAAACUUGAUAGAUGAGUUAGAAACCUGGAAGUCCAAGUCCAGUUCACUUGAGUCACAGCUGGCUUCAUUGAACUCAAUGUAUAAUAAAUUACAUGAGCACAAUAAAUCACUUGUUGAGAUUAGCGACAGUUAUCUGCAGAACAAAGAAGCGGUGGAUCAAGCACUUAAUCGCACUACAAAUUAUUAUCAAGAUAUAACUAAAAAAAUUACUGCAGAACAUGAAAAUGAAAUUCGAAAGCGUGAUUGCAAAAUUCGUGAAAUUGAAACGAAAGAAGCCUCUUUAUUAGAAGAAAUCCAAAUGUUAAAGUCCCAAAUAUUAGAAAUGGAGGACAACAAUAAAUCUUUACAACACAAAUUAGUGG
Funneliformis mosseae is the source of this 2428-nucleotide messenger RNA. NCBI's taxonomy places the organism in Eukaryota, Fungi, Glomeromycota, Glomeromycetes, Glomerales, Glomeraceae. The record is from the annotation of a GenBank genome assembly.